Durusdinium trenchii is the source of this 1266-nucleotide messenger RNA. NCBI's taxonomy places the organism in Eukaryota, Dinophyceae, Suessiales, Symbiodiniaceae. The record is from the annotation of a GenBank genome assembly.
AUGGCCAAGUUGGAAAUGGCGCACUUGCCACUGCUGGAGGCGGCCAGGAGCCCAGAAAAGCUCAGCCCAGCAGGUCUCUAUGGAGUCGAGGAAGGCCGGGCUAUCCAGCGUGGCACAGCCGAUGAGGGCCCUUUGAGUCCAUGCUUUUUGUUCAGGCAAGAUAGGACAGCAAUACUCAAUAAGGGUCGUUCAGAUGAGAAAUCCUGGGCUCUUUUCUUCGUGAACUACAGCACUGCUUUGAAGAUUUCCCUUUGGGCAGCUGCCGGCGCUUGGCUCCAGGGCCCUUACCGAGAUGGCUUGACCUUCGACGAGAGCGGCCGGGCGCGGCCGCAGCCGAUGGAGAAGAUGGAGGUCGGUGUGAUGGAGGUGAAUUUGCAGCUGAGGGCCUGUGGCACCUGGCUGGAAGCGAAGGGCCUUUUGAAGUCCAUGCGGAAGAUCCAGUUGAAACCGGAUGUGAUUUCCUACGGAAGCUGCAUCAACGCUGCACACCGUGGUGGUGGGUGGCUUCAGGCCUCACACUUCUUGCAGGAGCUCCAAGAGGAGGGUCUACGUGCCAAUCUCAUCAUCUACAACUCCUUGAUGAAGAGCCUCAAGCAUUGGCAGAAGUGUUUCGACCUGUUGAGCUCUAUCCACACGACGCAGCUGUGCCCGGACUGCCUCACCUUGACGCAACCACUGCAAUGCCUGACGAGCCCCGGCCGCGGCCCGGCUCGCCCGAGCGGCCUGCGCUGCUUUUGGGCGGAGUCUUUGGAUGUUUUGGCUUCCGCAGCGGCCAUGGGGGUCGAGGCGGAUGUUUUGUGCUUCAACCUGGCUUUGGGCGGUUUGGUGCGGGUCCAAUGUUGGCAACGAGCCUUGCGCAUGCUGCGGGGGCGACGUUGCAGGCCCAACGUGGUGAGUUACAACACGCUGUUGGCUUCUCUACCAGGGCAGGAGGACAAACUGCUUCUCCUCACCCUGAUGCGGGAGGAUAUGCUGCAGCCGGAUCUCGUCAGCUACAACUCCUUAAUGUCUUCCUAUGUCUCCAGCAGUCAUUGGAGCCUGGCCCUGCAGCUCCUCAGCGCCUUGCCAGCGGAGAAGCUGCUACCAGAUGUGGUGACUUUCACUUCGGCAAUCAAUGCAUCUGGUGAAGGGAGCCAGUGGGAAGUGGCCUUGCUGCUGUUCACCGGAAGAGGUUGGCGGCCAUGCCAUGUUGGCAGAUCCGCCGGAACUGCAUCUCCUACACCGCGGCAACAGCUGCAGCCCCAUGGCUUCAGGUCUUGCAGUUGA